This is a messenger RNA of Daphnia pulicaria, 5635 nucleotides long. Its product is annotated as son of sevenless homolog 2-like. The coding region runs from base 294 to 4898 and encodes 1534 amino acids. The record is from RefSeq and is a predicted model, not a curated record. NCBI's taxonomy places the organism in Eukaryota, Metazoa, Arthropoda, Branchiopoda, Diplostraca, Daphniidae. Gene Ontology annotation, molecular function: structural constituent of chromatin; guanyl-nucleotide exchange factor activity; DNA binding. The transcript has 8 exons. Gene Ontology annotation, cellular component: nucleosome; plasma membrane. Gene Ontology annotation, biological process: Ras protein signal transduction; positive regulation of GTPase activity.
GGUUUUGGAAAUUGGUAAACGGAAUUGGUUUGGGAUUUGAGCACUAGGAGCUCUUCAGUUACUACACGUACAGUGACAGUCGUAGAUUGGACGGGAAGUUGUUAAAUAUUACGUGCAUUUUAUAAUUUGGAUGUGCCAAAAAUGAAUGCAACUGCCCGUUGAACUUUAUCUAGUGUGACGAUGCAACUCUUCUUACGACGAUUGCCGUCAAGGCCGUGAUCAUGACUUCUACUCAAAAUUAACUCCAAUUACUAUUGAAAGAAGUCAGUUUUCAACCUUUCCAUUUUCUCGACAUGUUUUCCUCUUCAAAUGUCCCCGUGACUGAGGGACUCCUCUACGAUUUUGACGAUGAAGAGAACGCGCUCAAAUGGAAAGGAGUUUUUGUUGCUUCUUUACACAAGGUACUGAGCCAGGUUCAUCCGACUCUCAAGGCCAAAGAUGAUGCCCUGGAAUAUGUGGAAAGACUUAUUUUAAAGUUACUGGGAAUGUUGUGUGCCAGACCACCACCUCACACUGUGCAAGAUGUUGAGGAACGUGUACAAAAAACUUUUCCCAAUCCAAUUGAUCGUUGGGCCAUCAGCGAGGCCCAAGCUGCCCUAGAAAAGGGAAAGAAAAAAUCACCAAUUGUUCUUCCUGUGGACAAAGUUCACAACUUAUUGCAAAAGGAGGUUUUACAGUAUAAAGUGGACCACCAAGUAUCACUUUAUGUGGUUGCUGUAUUGGAAUAUAUUUCUGCUGAUAUGCUCAAGCUUGCCGGAAAUUACGUCAAAAACAUUCGUCAUGUUAAGGUGGCUUCACAAGAUAUCAAAGUUGCCAUGUGUGCUGAUAAGGUUUUGAUGGAUUUAUUUCAUCAAGACGAUGAUGAUCAGCUCUCAAUAGAAGAUGAACCACUAACACCGAGCACCAGUGGAGUUCCCGGAAGCAUGGGUGGUCCUGGCUUAUCGGGAGGACCAUCUCCAACUACAAUCACCUACGACCAAGUGGUACGCGACUUAAUCCAGGAGGAACGCCAGUACCUUCGAGACCUUCAUCUGAUUAUGAAAGUGUUUCGUGAACAACUGGCUACACUUGCUCCACCACCAAGUCCAGCUGAAUUGGAUGCCAUUUUCUCCAACAUUGAAGAAAUUUACGAACUGACAGUGACGCUCCUUGGUUCUUUAGAGGAUACUCUAGAGAUGGCCGAGGAGCCUCAUCAGGCUGCAGCACCUCCUGUUGGCAGUUGCUUUGAAGAAUUAGCAGAAGCAGCCGAAUUUGAUGUCUACGAUCGUUAUGCCAAGGACGUUCUUUCACCCACUUGUCGCGAAACGUUACAGGCGGUACUCUCUCGACCGGAUGUGGGUCACUCGUUGCAAACGGGUGGUCACGGUUUCCGUGAAGCCGUUCGUUAUUAUCUGCCAAAGCUGCUUUUGACGCCUGUUUAUCAUUGUUUCACGUACUUUGACGUGGUACGCUUUCUUCAUCGACUCAGUGUUAGCAAAGAGGAUCGUGAAAGCUUAGAACAAGUGGAAGGGCUAUUGAAACCACUACAAGUCGAGCUGGAACGAUUACUUUCCUGCACGGGCGUCGGAGUUAAUCUUCCAAAACGCAAGCCGAGCGAAACAGGCGGCAUUGGAUCUGCUGGACCUUUAAUCCGCACAGGCUUACUAGGUGGCCCGCGCAGUAGCAGGCCGGCUGCCUUGUGUAAACUUCAGGAACUUCAACGUUCAAUCGACGGCUGGGAAUGUAAAGACGCCGGACCAGCUUGCAACGAAUUUAUCUGUGAAGGUCAAAUCGGCAAAGUAGGAGCAGGAAAACGGUUGACAGAACGUUAUGCCUUCCUCUUCGAUGGUCUCCUUUUGCUGUGCAAAGCUUCCGGUCAUGGCCGUCGGUCAUCAGCCGCUUCUCCAGGGGGUGAUUAUCGCCUAAAAGAGAAAUUCUUCAUUCGAAAAGUCGAAAUUUUGGAUCGAGAAGACACAGAUGAACUGCGUAAUGCGUUCGAGGUUGCACCUCGACAACAGCCACAUUGUGUCCUCUUUACUCGAACGGCCGAAGAAAAAGCCAAUUGGAUGGCAGCUCUUGUCAUGCUCAACACUAAGUCUAUGCUGGAGCGGACUUUGGAUGUCAUCUUGCUUGAUGAAGAGAGGAAACAUCCUUUGCGGUUGCCACCACCUUCCAUCUAUCGUUUUGCUGAAGAAGAUUCAGAAACCAAUUUGGUGCUUGAAACGAGAGAAAAUGGAGGUGUACCACUGAUCAAAGGCGCAACUCUUUUGAAGCUCAUUGAAAGAUUGACGUACCACAUGUACGCUGAUCCGAUGCUGGUCAGAACUUUCCUUACCACUUACCGAAGUUUUUGCAGUCCGACGGAAUUAUUGGAAUUGCUAAUUGAACGCUUUGAAAUGCCCGAACCUCCUUGGGAUGAAACUGGUGGUGGCAUUGGAGGCAAUAGUGGAUUGAGCGGACUCGGUGUCGAUAAUGGCAACAGCAUUAAUGGGGCUACAGAAGAGAUGGAUCCAUUGGAACCGACGAGCCGUGAAGACCUCAAGCGAUUCCGAAAGCAGUACAUGCAGCCUGUUCAAUUUCGCGUUCUUAACGUGCUUCGCCAUUGGGUGGAUCACCAUUUUUAUGAUUUUGAGCGUGAUCCUGGACUUCUCCAACGACUUCAAGGAUUUUUGGAUGGUGUUGCGCGUGGUAAAUUCGUCCGCAAGUGGGUUGAAUCAAUCCACAAAAUUGUAGCCCGUCGUUUGGAGUGCUGUGGUCGUGGUGGACGAGGUGGACAGGCCGAAGAGCAACGAGAAAUUACAUUCGGUUUUGACCGAUCCCCACCGCCGAUCGAAUGGCAUCUUAAUUGCCCAGAAGAAGAAUGGGAUCUAAUGACACUUCAUCCUAUUGAAAUUGCUCGUCAGUUAACGUUACUCGAAUUCGACCUGUAUCGGGCUGUUAAACCAUCCGAGCUGGUUGGUUCUGUUUGGACCAAAAAAGACAAAGAGCAACGAUCCCCUAAUUUACUUCGUAUGAUCCAUCAUACAACUAACGUAACGCGCUGGUUCGAGAAAACUAUUGUGGAAACGGCCAACUUUGAGGAACGUUUGUCUGUCAUCUCUCGCAUCCUUGAAAUUCUCAUUGUUCUACAAGAGCUCAAUAACUUUAACGGCGUUAUCGAAGUGGUGAGCGCUAUGGGAUCUGCAUCCGUUCACCGACUGACGCUGUCAUUGCAGGCCAUUGGGCCUAAAUUAGACAAGGCUUUGGAAGAGGCCAAAGAACUGUCGGCUGACCACUUUCGAAAAUACCAAGAAAAACUGCGUUCCAUAAACCCACCGUGCGUGCCAUUUUUUGGCAUGUACCUGACAAACAUUUUGCACAUCGAGGAAGGAAAUCCUGAUUUUCUUCCACGAUCCUCCCCUUCGUCUAAUCGGGAGGGGUUAAUUAAUUUUUCUAAGCGACGUAAAGUGGCUGAAAUCACCUCAGAAAUUCAAACCUACCAAAAUCAGCCGUACUGUCUAUCACUGGCGCCAAGGAUCCGUCACUUUUUGGAAGUACUCAACCCAUUUGAAGACCUGAAUGAAACAGAAAUAAGCAACUACCUUUAUCAGGCAAGUUUGGAGGUAGAGCCGCGAGGUUGCAAACAACCCAUCAAGGCUCCACGAAAGUGGCCAGACGCAAAGCUCAAAUCCCCGGGAAUAAAACCGCGUUCGCAUCUUAGCCGACACAUACCGCAUCCACUUCCAUCCAUGUCAUUCUUUGCUUCCAAUCAAAGACUGAGCGCCACCAGUGGAUCCGACGAUUCCUCUUCGAUUCACAGUGACCAGCGUGGCGGCGGCGGCAACAGCUCGAUUGCGGGUUCUACUUCGAUUCACGAUCAUCCCAUAAUGGAGAAUAGUAGUGGCAUGACUCGUGGAAACACACCGACAACUCCUUCCACACCACUGACGCCAACAACCCACCACAACAGUGAUAAUAGUGUCUUUGCGCCUGUCCUUAUAGGAGGCGGUUUAGUCACACCGUUGUCGGCCAGCUCUUUCAUCAGUCUAUCUCCGGGUCCACCUCCACCUCCUUACCCAGCUCCGACGAGGCCACUCUCCCCUUUGCCGCCGCCACUUCCGCCACGCCGGAAGCGCGAGUCUUCACUGGGUGACGUCUCGCCCAAAGUCAAACAGGCACCUGAUGCGCCGACUCUUCCUCCAAGAGACUCUUCUCCUCCACCGCCUCUUCCACCUCGCCGCGAUGCGUCAGCCAAUGCUGCCAAUGGCUCCAAUGCCAUCACUUCCGGCGGUGGAGCAACUCCGCUGUCGACGCUGCCACGAGCUCAUUCCGUGGCUGCGCUUUCAUCUUCAACGACGUCGUCUGGCCGUACUGCUCCAACAUCGCCGCACAUUCCGCCGCGACCUCAUCAUCGUGAUUCUCAUCAUCAUCCGCACCACCAUCCGCCUCCCCCGCCCCCACAGCACCAUCCUCCACCGCUGCCGCUGCUCAAUUCCAACGAAACUUUCCAGAACCAUAGCGCCUUUCGUUUCCCCCCAGCACCUCCUCCACCGGGCAAUGAUCGUAGUGCUGCUGCUGCUGCUGCCGUUGAAAUGACGGGAGGAGCUGCUCCUCUUCCGCCUGCACUAUCCCGGCGCCACUCGGCCAUGGAUGUCAGCCCGUCCAUGGCGGUUUCUGCUGGCGUCCCACUCUCUCCGUCACCAUUCCAUCCUCAUUCUGGAGCAUCAACGGUAGCGCAUUCAGCAGCUCCUCCACCUCCUCCUCCUAGUCUUAACCCACCUCCUUCUCCUCUUGUUCCAAUUCCGCCUCGACGCUACUCCACCAUGUUGCAGCAAAACGGCACCAGUGGCCCUCCCAUUCACUCUCCACCUCUACUUCCCCCUCCACCUGCUGCAGUCGCUCCCUCCAUCAUUGCCGAACCACGACCGACAUGUCGAUGAGUUGAAUUACUCCUUCAGCUUUUAUUAUUUUACUUUUUUUCCUUCCUCCAACCAAGGUCAUCGUCUUUCGUGUUUGUUGCUAUUCUAUUGUCUGACAACAUGCGCCGAGUUCUGUUGGAUGUCUGUAUUUUUGUCAUCUUUAUAUUUUUAUUUGAAAGGUUAAAAAUAUCGAAGCGGCCAAUAAUGAAGUGGAAGUCUCGGAUGCUGUGAUCAUAUUCCCCCAUCCCUGGCCUGUUGUUUCUUUCCCCACUAUCUUUUGCAAACACGUCGUACUACCCUCUGAUGGUACGGAUGGUAUGGUACGGAAAAGGAAAAAAAAAAUUAGAAAGAGGAACUGCAAAUCGAAAUUCACCAAACACGCGUGAUGCAAGUUCACAAUUUUUUUUGAAUUACUUGGGCUAGGAUGACGUUCCCCGCUUAAACUUUUUCGUGUUUACCCUUACAUCCAAUUAUAGCACAUGCUAUGCGCACAUAUUUGUUCAUAAUUACGUCGGUUUCGGCCCCCCCAAAUCGGACUAUUUGUUCGUUAAUUUUGUGUGUACAGCCGUUAAUUCGCAAUCUUUUUUAAGUUGUAAUCCCUGUGUAACCUAACUAGAUAUAGCACUAACAUACCCUCCUUGUCAUCAUAUACUUAUUCUACUCCUCUUCCAUCCCCUGAAUUAUUUUGUAAAAUGUAGCAAUUGUGUGGUGUUUAUUUUAUCUUGUGGAUUGAUUUCCUUUUAUACCUUAUAACGUAA